GCGUGGCGAAGCCUGCUUGGGGGUGUGACCAAGCCGGAUGUCCCGCAGGCCGCGCCGAGCGCUGGCUCAGUCUCGCGCUGUGGUUCGUCCGCGCCGCGCUUAGCCGCUCCACGCCUUGCGCUCUUCGCUCUCUCCGCAGCCAAAGCCCGGCAGUCCCGGCCACGCAGCUCCGCAACCAUGUCCAAGCUGGCGCGGCUCGAGCGCGAGGAGAUCAUGGAGUGCCAGGUGAUGUGGGAGCCUGACAGCAAGAAGGACACGCAGAUGGACCGCUUCCGGGCGGCCGUGGGUACCGCCUGCGGCCUGGCGCUUGGGAAUUACAAUGACUUAUACCACUGGUCCGUCCGAUCAUAUUCGGACUUCUGGGCUGAAUUCUGGAAGUUCAGUGGAAUCGUCUACUCACGCAUGUAUGAUGAGGUUGUGGACACAUCCAAAGGAAUUGCAGAUGUCCCUGAGUGGUUCAGAGGCAGCCGCCUCAACUACGCAGAGAACCUCCUGCGGCACAAGGAGAAUGACAGAGUUGCCCUUUAUGUGGCCCGGGAAGGCAGAGAGGAGAUUGUGAAGGUGACUUUUGAAGAGCUGCGGCAGCAGGUGGCUCUGUUCGCAGCCGCCAUGAGGAAGAUGGGCGUGAAGAAAGGGGACCGUGUGGUUGGUUAUCUGCCCAACAGUGUGCAUGCGUUGGAGGCCAUGCUGGCUGCUGCCAGUAUUGGUGCCAUUUGGAGUUCUACCUCGCCGGACUUUGGUGUGAAUGGUGUCCUGGACCGCUUUUCUCAAAUUCAGCCAAAACUUAUCUUCUCAGUGGAGGCUGUUGUCUACAAUGGCAAGGAGCACGGCCACCUGGAGAAGCUGCAGCGAGUUGUGAAAGGACUGCCCGACCUGCAGCGCGUGGUGCUGAUCCCUUAUAUCCUCCCAAGGGAGAAGAUAGACAUUUCCAAGAUCCCCAACAGUGUGUUCCUGGAUGAUUUCCUGGCAAGCGGGACAGGCGCGCAGGCGCCCCAGCUUGAGUUUGAACAGCUGCCCUUCAGCCACCCUCUGUUCAUCAUGUUCUCCUCAGGCACAACAGGAGCACCCAAGUGCAUGGUGCACUCUGCUGGGGGCACCCUCAUCCAGCACCUGAAGGAGCACGUACUCCAUGGCAACAUGACAAGCAGUGACAUCCUGCUCUACUACACUACGGUUGGCUGGAUGAUGUGGAACUGGAUGGUGUCAGCCCUGGCCACAGGAGCAUCCUUGGUCCUGUAUGAUGGCUCCCCGCUGGUUCCGACCCCCAACGUGUUGUGGGACCUUGUGGACAGGAUAGGUAUCACCGUCCUGGGAACGGGAGCUAAGUGGCUGUCAGUGCUGGAGGAGAAGGACAUGAAGCCAGUGGAAACUCACAACCUCCACACACUUCACACGAUCCUGUCCACCGGCUCACCACUGAAAGCCCAGAGCUACGAGUAUGUGUACAGAUGCAUCAAGAGCACCGUGCUCCUCGGCUCCAUAUCAGGUGGCACUGACAUCAUCUCCUGCUUCAUGGGCCACAACUCAUCUAUUCCUGUGUACAAGGGGGAGAUCCAAGCCCGGAACCUUGGCAUGGCCGUGGAAGCCUGGGACGAGGAAGGGAAGGCCGUCUGGGGAGUGAGUGGUGAGCUGGUGUGCACCAAGCCCAUUCCCUGCCAGCCCACGCACUUCUGGAAUGACGAGAAUGGCAGCAAGUACAGGAAGGCUUACUUCUCCAAAUUCCCAGGUGUCUGGGCACACGGUGACUACUGCAGGAUCAACCCCAAGACAGGAGGCAUCAUCAUGCUGGGCCGGAGUGAUGGCACCCUUAACCCCAAUGGUGUACGUUUCGGCAGCUCGGAGAUCUACAACAUCGUGGAAGCCUUCGAUGAGGUGGAAGAUAGCCUGUGUGUACCCCAGUACAACAGGGAUGGCGAAGAGCGGGUAGUCCUGUUUCUGAAGAUGGCGUCUGGGCACACUUUCCAGCCUGACCUCGUGAAGCGCAUUCGCGAUGCCAUCCGCCUUGGUCUGUCUGCUCGACACGUGCCCAGCUUCAUCCUGGAGACCCAAGGCAUUCCAUACACACUCAAUGGCAAGAAAGUGGAGGUGGCGGUGAAGCAGGUGAUCGCCGGGAGGACUGUGGAGCACCGGGGGGCCUUCUCCAACCCUGAGACCCUGGACCUGUACCGGGACAUCCCUGAGCUGCAGGACUUCUGAGCCAGCGGCUCACACUCCGUCCAGCUGUGCAUGUGAUGGAACCUAGGGACACUUUAAAGAUAGCAGCUGCUCCAGGUGGCCCUGGUACCGCGCACUUCACGGGCUCGGAAACAGCUCUCCACUUUCGGAGUCAUUGGUGGGGACCAGGUCUCCUGAUCUCCAGGAUGUGCCUGGCCUUUGGAGACCAAAAGGGUACACUGAGGCUUGUCUCGGCCCUGCUGCUAUAGGUCAGCACACAGCCUUGCAGAUGCAGGGCUGGUGACAUUUGGUGACAGCACACUGGAGGAGCGAUGUGGCCUUCAGCUUCAUGAGCCCGCUGUUCCGUCUCACUCUGUGAAGGUGAAGUCUUACCUAGAUAUACUCUCUGUCCUUAACUGGCCUGGCUUCCUCAGCGGUACUGUCUUCUCAAGAGCUGACUGAAGCCGGGGCACCUGGCCCAGCAUGCCUGUCACCUCACACACAGCUGGCUGUUGGGACACCUGGGCUGAUGGCUCCUGUACUGUCUGCCAAGGCCAGAACACCAUUCUAGGGAAUUGUGAGUGAAUCGUCCAGACAGCCAAGAGCUCCCUGCUGUGGCAAGUCCCGCCUGCUGGCGAGUAUCCCCAGUAUCCUGCACUGGUUGUUACUGGGUCUUAACUGCAGGGUCUGAAUGGGUCAGAAGUUUUAAUGUUAAUUGAGGAUCUGCUGUCUGGGGGCACUUGAAUCCCUGGGUGUCUACCCCAGGUUACCACUUAGCUGGGCAGUGUGAUCCUGGAGUCCUCCAGGGACGGAGCUGCCUGGCCUCAGAGGGAAAUGGCUCUGUGCUCCCACCUAAUAGUUGCUGGGCUCUUUCUGUUGUGACUGUCCUCUGCAUUUGUAAAUGAAGUCUCAGGCUUUGGCUGCCAGGACUUAAUGGUGCUUUUCGUCUAGCACAUGGAAUAUGUCAUAAAUCCUGGUGAUUGCUUUUGUAUUUUUUUUUUUUUUUAACUGAGCACAACAUUAAACCUUUUAAAAAAAUAUCCUGGAUUUUAAGUCUAUAAGGAAAAAGUGCUAUGAAGAAUUUUAUGGAAUAAAUAUGUGCCAUGAACACCUGUA
Messenger RNA from Mastomys coucha (southern multimammate mouse), 3270 nucleotides. RefSeq names its product acetoacetyl-CoA synthetase (gene Aacs). Gene Ontology annotation, molecular function: acetoacetate-CoA ligase activity. The coding region runs from base 178 to 2196 and encodes 672 amino acids. The transcript is spliced from 18 exons. Gene Ontology annotation, biological process: positive regulation of insulin secretion; lipid metabolic process. NCBI's taxonomy places the organism in Eukaryota, Metazoa, Chordata, Mammalia, Rodentia, Muridae. Gene Ontology annotation, cellular component: cytosol. The record is from RefSeq and is a predicted model, not a curated record.